Messenger RNA from Arachis stenosperma, 720 nucleotides. RefSeq names its product protein FAR1-RELATED SEQUENCE 5-like. NCBI's taxonomy places the organism in Eukaryota, Viridiplantae, Streptophyta, Magnoliopsida, Fabales, Fabaceae. The record is from RefSeq and is a predicted model, not a curated record. The coding region runs from base 1 to 720 and encodes 239 amino acids. The transcript has 2 exons.
AUGAAUUUUGACAAGAUGCGGAAGGAAUCAAAGAUACCGGUUAAUCAAUCUAUUUACUGCACGCGAGAAGGUUAUCGAGAGUCUAGGGUGAACGCAGCAACUCGAGCAAACAGAAUUACAGCCACGAGAUGCAGAGCAAGGAUAUAUGUCAUGCUGAAUAGGGAGAAGAAAAGUUGGGUUGUGUCUAAAUUAGAAUUGAGGUAUUCUCACCCCUGUUUGGCUAAGAAAGUUGUCCACUAUCAUCAGUACCAGGAGUUGACCAUGCAAGCUAAGUGCGUCAUUACAUAUAACGACGAGGCUGGAAUAAGACCUAACAAGACGUAUCUAACACUAGCAAACGAGGUUGGUGGGUCCUCAAACCUUGGUUUUUCAGAAAAAAAUGUCAGAAAUUACAUCACAAGCAAUCUCCGAUGCUUCGAUGACAAUGAGGACUUCCAGGGGAUGAUGAAUUAUUUCGUUCGAAUGAAGGAGAUUAAUCCCAACUUCUUUUAUACCAUAGAUGUUGACGAUGCUAAUAAAUUUAGGAGCGCACUAUGGGUAGAUGCAAGGUGCAGGGCUUUAUAUGAAUAUUACGGAGAUGUGGUGUCGUUCGACACCACUUACAGAAGAAACAGGCAUGGUUUGCCGUUUGCAUCCUUUGUCGAUGUAAAUCACCAUGGAAAGUCUACUCUUCUUGGCUGUGCUUUACUUGGGAGCGAGGAGAUCCCUAGUUUUGAGUGA